AAACGCGCCUGGGUCGGUGUCGAUGCCCGCGUUGUGCUCGUCGGUCUCGGAACUCAUAGAGGUUCCUGGCUCAGCUUAGGGUCCCUUAGACGGCCGGCAGCCAAGCAUCCAUCGCUUGCCGAACUCAGCAGCAAUGGCAGUCUUGUCCUCACCGUUGCAAUACAUCACUUCGACCCCGCCUGUUACGCGUGCUUGGACCGCUGCUACUGUUUUUUGCUCAGGACUGUAUUUCUGGCUAGCCUGGAGGAAUAACGAUGACUACACAGCGCCAUGGCUUACUCUGAUACCUGGGUCCAGUCUCUUCUAUCCGUGGACACUCGUCACUGCAGGUUUAGUAGAGACCAGUGUGAUCGAGCUCCUCGUAACACUGCUAGUGGUGCCUGCAUCUCUACGAUACAUGGAAAGGCUAUGGGGCGCGAUUGAGACUGCCAAGUUCAUCGUCGUAAACAUAGCGGUUUCCAACGUUAUCGCGUUUGCCUUCAAUUGGAUAGAAUUCGCCGUUACGAGAAAUGCUGACCUCUUCCUGUAUGGAAUGCAGUACCACGGCCAGAUGGCACUGCAGACGGCGGUCCUAGUAGCAUUCACUCAGGUCAUCCCAGAACACCAAGUGCAGGUGUUAGGGUUUAUCAAAGCAAGAGUCAAGAGGUUGCCUAUGGCUUAUGUUACCGUGUCGACAGUGCUAUGCUUUAUUGGUUUGCAAUGCCCGUAUAUCCUCAUCCAGUUUGGGUGGCUCGUUGCGUGGGUUUGGCUGCGAUUCUACAAGAAGAACGUCGUGGAUGUGGUCGGCGGAGGUCCUACAUAUGGCGACCAUAGCGAGACCUUUGCUUUCGUCCACUGGUUCCCUCCAUUUAUUCAUACUCCCAUUACUUUACUCUCCAACACGGCCCACGGGCUGGCGACUCGAUUCCAUCUUAUCCCGUCCGCCGAAGCGGAUCUGGAGUCUGGAGGAUAUGCACCAGUACCUGGAGGCGCGCGGGCAGAGGCAGAGAGGAGAAGAGCUAUGGCUUUGAAGGCCCUCGAUCAGCGACUGGCUAGUUCGCAAUCCCCCGCGCCCUCCGGCACCGUCAGUGACCAAUCAAAAGCACAAGCAGCCCGUCAAUCGAGCGGAUCGCCAUCGGGGAAACCCGCUGAAGAGGAAGGUGCCUCUGUGGAACGGUGAUACAGGGCCUGUGUCCGCGAUACGGCGCGAUUUAGGUAUAUGGCUGAUGUUCUCUAUAAAGCAAGUAAUAUAAUUUUGUCUCCUUCACCGCUGUUGCGAACACGUCCAUGAGUAC
Messenger RNA from Gloeophyllum trabeum ATCC 11539, 1274 nucleotides. Its product is annotated as DUF1751-domain-containing protein. Gene Ontology annotation, cellular component: membrane; Golgi apparatus. Gene Ontology annotation, biological process: retrograde vesicle-mediated transport, Golgi to endoplasmic reticulum. The record is from RefSeq and is a predicted model, not a curated record. The transcript has 6 exons. Bases 134 to 1159 code for a protein of 341 amino acids. Lineage: Eukaryota; Fungi; Basidiomycota; Agaricomycetes; Gloeophyllales; Gloeophyllaceae.